Molecule: messenger RNA, 1575 nt
Organism: Chara braunii
Lineage: Eukaryota; Viridiplantae; Streptophyta; Charophyceae; Charales; Characeae
Source: the annotation of a GenBank genome assembly
CGAUCUGCUUAGUGAUCGUGGUGGUCUUUGGGGGCCACGGGCGGGAGCUGCGGGAAGUGGUGUCCGCUAUCUCUUCUUCCACGGCAUUUCAGCCGAGGAGAGGGACCGGGAGACUCCAGGCGACCAGCUCCGGGAGCGGCGAAGUGGGGGUGUGUUAUUCUGCUGCCAUUGCCGGAACUGCUCAUCUGUUGUUGGAGGGCGCGCGGAGACGAGAGCAAGGUGAGGCGAAAACUGAAGACGAAGAAGACAAGGCACAGGGUUUUCCAGUCCGAGGUGUGUACGAUGGCGGUGAUGGUCAUCCUGCUGUUGCUGGGGCUUCUCCAGCUUGCCGUUCCUGGACUUGCUCAAAGUCCGCCAGCUAGUACGGUAAAGAUCACCGUCGUCACGUAUGCCGGCACUGGCUGCCCGCCUGGAAGUACCGAGGGCGUCAUCUCCUCCGACGGACAGACGCUCACUAUCAUUUUCAGCAAGUACACGGCGUUCACCCCAGGAAGUCCAGCCGAUCGGCGGAAAAACUGUCAAGUAGCCGUCGCUGUGGAAUAUCCUUCUGGGUUCACGUUUACUCUGGCGACUGUGACAUACCGAGGGUACGCCCAGCUCGAGCCAGGAGUCACGGGUAGACUGGCAGCCUCGUACUACUUCUCAGGUAUCCCAGGGACAGUCAGAUCAAAGCACGAACUGCGUCCUCCCGUGGACGGCAACUUUGAGUUCACCGACAAGUUUGGCACCGUCGUCUAUCAAGAGUGUGGCGUUCCGCCGGCGAUACUCAAUCUCGUUUCCGAGGCAAGUGUGAAGCCUCCACCCGGGAGCAAAGCUGUGGGCUUGAUCACCGUCGAUUCUCAGGAUCUGCGCCUCAAGCAGAUCUACCGUUUUAUCUGGAAGAAGUGCUAAGGGCAUAUUACUCGUACUAAAGCUUUUCUGGAGCAUCUGGCGGCGAAUGCAGGCAGAUCCAGUUCAGAAAGUCGCAGUGUGAGCAUGCCCUAAGCUGAAUUAACCAGGCGUCAACAACAGGGCGGGCGGUCGUUCGACAUCAGCGAGCUACUUGGAGAGAAGCAGGAUGAGCGACCGGUAGGGGAUCAACUUGGAGAUUAGUGGGUUAAUCUAUCGGUCCCGCCGCUGCAUUGUCACGGGCACUCCGUCACCUAUAAUGAAGUGGCGACAUCACAGACACAGGCAGUAGAACGUGUGUCCAAGAGCUCUUUGCUGAUGGAGCUCAAUAGGAAGCCUAGCCAGUUGUGGAACUGGUCAGUCCACGACCAAUAUAAUUAUAUAUAGUACGUACUCAAUGUCUGGCAGGCGAGCGAGUUUCCACGUCAUUUAAUUUGUAGUCCUGGAAAAGAACACGUUGGCAUGUAGCACUUACGGUGGGGAAGACCCCAAGCCAAGUGCAAAAACUCUCGCGUACAGGUCAAGUAGACGGGCGUAGCAAACAGCAAGACAGGGUAUUGAGCUCUCUCUCUCUCUGUCUGUCUCUCUGUCUCUCUGUCUCUCUCUCUCUCUCUCUCUCUCUCUCUCUGUCUCUGUCUCUCUCUCUCUCUCUCUCUCUCUCUCUCUCUCUCUCUCUCUCUCUCUCUC